Messenger RNA from Xiphophorus hellerii (green swordtail), 8491 nucleotides. Its product is annotated as plexin-B2-like. Gene Ontology annotation, cellular component: plasma membrane; semaphorin receptor complex. The transcript has 45 exons. Gene Ontology annotation, molecular function: protein binding; semaphorin receptor activity. The record is from RefSeq and is a predicted model, not a curated record. Gene Ontology annotation, biological process: negative regulation of cell adhesion; positive regulation of axonogenesis; regulation of GTPase activity. Bases 614 to 6214 code for a protein of 1866 amino acids. Lineage: Eukaryota; Metazoa; Chordata; Actinopteri; Cyprinodontiformes; Poeciliidae.
GAGGAAGAGGAGGAGGAAGAAGGACAGCUCUGCUCCCGUCUCAUUUCAAAGCUCCUGGAAGGAGAACCAGCUGGAUGUGAGCUCCUCUUCUUCUGGACUCUUUUUCGGUCGCAGCGGACUCGGACAUGUAGAUUUAACCGAGUUUCAUGGCGGACGAAGGAAAGAAAAAGAAAUAAAAAUCUCGUUGUUUUUUUUUUGUUUUUUUUGUCGUGGGAAUGUCGUUCAACUGAAACUUCAGGAAACACUCAAGGAUUCAUUUCGGUCCGAAUCGCUUUCCUCACAGCAGGAUGUGAAUUUGGGAACUUUUCACCACCGGGAGUUUAUCUGAAGCGCAUUUUCUGGGACAUCGUGAGGAAAAGGCGCCGUGUGGAUUCAGAGGACGGAGAGCUGCUUCAUGUCAUGAGAGGCUGAAAACUCAACAGGAGAUCGAGGUCAUCAGAGGUCGCUCACUUUGAUCAGUUUUCCCUCCAACCUCCUGCAGCCGCUGAGCUGAAGAUGACAGAAUCAGAACCGUGACGUUACAUCGGAUAACAUCCUCAUAUCUCCUGGCUCGACUCGUGGACUAAUCCGCCCUUCAGACUGAAGCUGUGAUUAGCCUGAAUUACGAGACACGAUGGAGCGGUGGUGGGCGUGGCGGCUCACCGUGGUCGCCAUGGUGACGGCUCACCUCGGCCCGUGCCGCGGCAGGGACCCGGAGUUUUCGUCCGCCACGCGGAUCAACAACGUGGUGGUGGACCCCGCCACGGGCCGGCUGUACGUCGGCGCGGUCAACCACCUCUACCAGCUGGACGCCGACCUGGAGAAGGAGUCCAGCUACGUAACGGGGCCCAAACUCGACAGCCGGCAGUGCACGCCACCGAUCAUCGACAAAUCCUGCGCGGACGCCCAGGACAUGCCCAACCACAACAAGCUGCUGCUGCUCCACCCGGCCAAGAACCAGCUGGUGGUGUGCGGCAGCCUGUUCAGGGGCCUCUGCUCGCUCAGGAGCCUGAACGACGUGAAGAACGAAGUCUACUUCAACGACAACAAGGGCGAGAAGUCGUACGUGGCGAGCGCCGACGAGAACGUCUCCGUCGUGGGAGUGAUGUCAUACUACAAGAAAGACAAAGAAAACCUCACGGUUUUCCUGGUUGCUAAAGGCCAGAGCGUCUUUGACACCAGCAUGAAGCUCAUCUCCACUCGCGUCCUGGAGGAAGUGGGCGACUGGGACGUGUUCGAGAACAUCAUCGAGACCGCGGCGGUCCAGUCCAAUCCCUUCAGCCCGAAGUACGCGCACGACUUCCGCUUCAGCUUCAAAAGCGACGGCUACGUCUACUUCCUGUUUUCCCGGAAGCUCAACUCGCAUUACCACAAGAAUUUCACGUUCAUCUCCCGGAUGUGUGAGGAGGAUCACAACUAUUACUCGUACACGGAGCUGCAGCUCAACUGCAGCGCCAACAAUGAGUUCAGCAAAGUUCUGGCAGCUUUUGUUGGACCAGCAGGCGAAGCCUUGGCUCAGAGUCUGAGCCGGUCCAGUCAGUACGGACCCAUCUCAGCUCAUGACAAAGUUCUGUUCGCCACCUUCAGCGAUGAGGGUGACAACUCAGCCAUGUGUAUGUACCCUUUAAAGUUCAUCAAAGAACAAAUUUAUAAAGUCAUAGACGCCUGUUACAACCAUGAGGGCCUCAUCAACAACCAGCUCGCGGUUUAUUCGCCUUAUUCUAAUUCUAAUUCCAAGCCUGAGGAGCUGUGCAGCGGAAAGAAAGGCUUGGAGAUAUGUGGAGCAGAGCAUCUGCCCUCACCGCUGGCCAGUACGGCUGAAUUCGCCUUAAUGGCUGAGCCGUCAUGGAAGCAUGAGGGUCACAUGACUGCUGUGGCUGUUGCCGUGGAGAUGGGCCAUGCUGUGGCGUUCCUGGGCGCCCCCGAUGGAGAGGUGCUGAAGCUGCAUCUGUCGGCUCAACCCGAGGUUUACGGCCAGCCGCUGAGCGGCGCCUCCAGGCACAAGGUCAACAAGAACCUGCUGUUCGACUCCAGCCUGCAGCACCUGUACAUCACCACGGAGACAAAGAUCACCAAGGUUCCGGUCCAGACCUGCCAUCUGAUGGCCGACUGCCACUCCUGUGUUCAGAUGAAGGAUCCGUUCUGUGGCUGGUGUGUCCUGGAGGGACGGUGCAGCAGGAAGCAGGACUGCAGCAGGUCAGCAGAGACGAACGCCUGGCUCUGGUCUCCCGACGGGAAGUGCGUUGAGAUCGCAGCCUUCGACCCGCCGAACAUCAGCUGCAAGAAGACGAAGCAGGUGGACAUCAGGAUCCCGUCUCUGCCCCGGCUGAGGGACAGCGACCAGCUGCACUGCGUCUUCAAUUCGUUAAAAUCCGACGCCGUGGCGCGUAAAGACAGUCCGACGGUGGUGGUCUGUUCGCUUCCCGACCCUGGAAAAGUCCCGCCCACUCCGGAGCAGCAGGACUUCGUGUCCGUCCCAGUGAAGGUUCUGCUGAACCAAACAGUUGAAGUAACGUCCGGAGAAUAUCACUUCUACAACUGUGCAGCUACCGUUUGGAAGAACCCCAACACACCGUGCAUUUCCUGUGUGACCAGUCAGUGGGGCUGCCAGUGGAACACCAGGGAUCACACCUGCAGUGAUAAAGACGAAACUCUGGAUGCUCACAUAGUCAAACCUUCACAGCCGGAAAAUUGUCCUCAGUUUGAGUCUCCGGAGCCGUUGCUGAUCCCUGUCGGCUACAAAAAGCCCAUCGUCUUCCAGGGAAGGAACCUGGACAUCUACGAGGGGACGAGCUUCACCAUCGGCACGGAGCUGAUGAAGGACACAGAAGAAAGCGUGAUGAAGGUUGAAAACUCAAAGUUCAGAUUCAACGGUUACCAGUUUGCUUACGACGAGCAGCAGGAGGUGAACAUUUCUUUCCAUAUCAAAGUCCAAGACAGGAACACUAAGAUUGACAGCACGCUGACAGUCACGCUGUAUAGCUGCUCAGUGGGAAGAGAGGACUGCAGUCUGUGUAAACACGCCGACAACAAGUACAACUGCGAGUGGUGCGAAGAAACCCCUCGCAAAAACAAUAAUGAACAAGACAUGAAGUGUCUAUACAAGGAGAUCUGCAAGUCACCAAAACUGGCUCAGUGUCCCGAACCAACUAUCACUGACAUCAUCCCUUGCUUUGGGCCGCUCAACGGCUCAAUCGCAGUGACCAUCAAAGGCUCCAACAUGGGAAUAAAGAAGGAAGACGUGAAAAAGAUCACCGUGGCCGGAGUGAACUGUAAACACCUGGAGGACAGAUACUCUGUCUCCACCAGUGUGGUGUGUGAGAUCGGACCCAAGCGAACACCGCCGUCUGACCUCCCGCCUGAGCUGACCGAAAGCGGACCGGUGACCAUCGAGGUGGAGGGAAACAGAAGCACAACCUCUAAAAUGAACUUCAUGUAUCGGGAUCCUGAACCAAAUCUCAUUGAUCCAAUGGAGGGUCCAGCAGCUGGAGGGACGAUCAUCACCAUCACCGGAAAAGAUCUGGACACGGCAACCAAAGACGACGUCGCCGUCUCCAUCGGAGGCAUCGCCUGUGAAGUCUUAUCGUUUGGGACGAACAUCACCUGUAAGACCGGCAGGUACAGUGCUGCUGCAGCUUUUCCGGUUUCCAUGACAGUGACGGUGAAGUACGGAGGAAACACAAUCAAAAACCUCCCCAAACCCUUCAAUUACACCGACAACCCAAAGGUCACCAACUGCACUCCCAACAGCAGCUUCGUUUGUGGAGGUCGAAGGAUCGUCGUGACGGGAGCUGGCUUCAAUCUGAUCCAAUCGGCCUCCAUGAAGGUUCUGCUCCACACCAACAACAACUCCGCCGAGGAGUUCAAGUCAAAGUGCAAACGUACGAACGACUCCUUCAUGGAGUGCCACUCGCCAAAAGUGAGCAGCCAUCUUGUCAAGAGCAGCCAUGUUGUCAAGGCUCAGCUGCACCUGGACAACGUGAAGAAAGACGUGACCUUGAAGUACUUCCCUGACCCGACCUUCGAAUUCCAGACCAUUAAAGACCUCACAGCAACCAGCCUCAUCAUCGUCACGGGGCAAGGUUUCUCCAAGGCCAUCACGAUCAGCGAGGCGAAGGCCUCCAUACAAGACGUACCAUGUAACAUCAAACUCCUGCAGGACGAUAAGUUGAUCCUGGAGGCUCCUUCUUCUCCGCCCAAACCCAAGUCCCAGAGCGCAGACGCGGCCGACGACAUGCUGGAUCUGGUGGUGCAGUUUGGUAACGGGAGGUGGACUGCAGGAAAAGUUCAGUUCACCAGGAUAGUAUACAUUCCUCUCGCUAUAAUCAUCCCCGCUGUGAUCGUCCCCAUGCUGGUUUUCAUCGCCAUUUCCAUCUACUGCUACAGGAGGAAGAGUCAGCAGGCAGAACGGGAAUACGAGAAGGUGAAGCAUCAGCUGGAGAAUCUGGAGGAAAGUGUUCGAGAUCGCUGCAAGAAAGAGUUCACAGACCUGAUGAUUGAAAUGGAGGACCACACCAGUGACCUCAGCGAAGGUCGAAUCCCUUUCCUGGACUACAAAACGUACACGGACCGAAACUUCUUCCUGCCGUCCAAAGAAGGCGAUAAUGACCCCAUGAUCACUGGAAAAAUACAAAUCCCAGAAUCCCGCAGGGCUACUGUGACUCAGGCACUCAAUCAGUUCUCCAACCUGCUGAACAGCAAACCUUUUCUCAUCAACUUUAUUCGCACAUUGGAGAGCCGUUCGGACUUUAACGCCCGGUCUCGGGGAAAUUUCGCCUCCCUCCUGACGGUGGCGCUGCACGGGAAGCUGGAGUAUUACACAGACAUUAUGAGGACGCUGCUGCUGGAGCUGAUGGAUGAACACGUUCAGAAUAAAAACCCCAAACUGAUGCUCAGGAGGUCAGAGACGGUGGUGGAGAGGAUGCUCUGCAACUGGAUGUCCAUCUGCCUCUAUCAGUUCCUCAGGGAUACGGCCGGGGAGCCGUUAUACAAACUGUACAAGGCCUUAAAGCACCAGGUGGAGAAAGGUCCGGUGGACGCCAGGCUGAAGAAAGCCAAAUACACGCUGAACGACACGGGGCUGCUGGGAGACGACGUGGAGUACGCCGCACUGACUCUGCAGGUGCUGGUUCACGGCGAGGGACCAGACGUGACGCCUGUCAAGGUGCUGAACUGCGACACCAUCACCCAGGUGAAGGAGAAGAUCAUUGACCAGGUGUACAGGAACCUGCCGUAUUCACAGAGACCAAAGGCAGAAGGCGUCGCUUUGGAGUGGCGCCCCGGCUCCACAGGUCAGAUCCUGUCCGACAUGGACCUGACUUCGCAGACAGAGGGGCGCUGGAAGCGGCUCAACACGCUGGCCCAUUACAACGUUCGGGACAACGCCACGUUGGUUCUGUCCAGAGUUUUGCACACGCAAUCGUUCCACCAGCACCAGGACAGCCACGAUGAGAAAAACGCGCUGCUGGAGGACGACAACACGUUCCACCUGGUGAGGCCGACGGACGAGAUCGACGAGGUGAAGUCGAAGCGAGGCAGCAUGAAGGACAAGGCCAUGACCAAAGCCAUCACAGAGAUCUACCUGACCCGGCUGCUGUCCGUCAAGGGAACCUUGCAGCAGUUUGUGGAUAAUUUCUUCCGCAGCGUCCUUUGCACCAGCUCUGCCGUCCCUCCGGCCGUCAAAUAUUUCUUUGACUUCUUGGACGAACAGGCGGAGAGACACGACAACGUGGACGAGGAGACGCUGCACAUCUGGAAGACCAACAGCCUGCCGAUGCGGUUCUGGGUCAACAUCCUGAGGAACCCGCAGUUCAUCUUGGACGUUCACGUGACGGAGGUGGUGGACGCGUCGCUGCACGUCAUCGGCCAGACCUUCAUGGACGCCUGCAGCAAGACGGAGCACAAGCUCAGCAGAGAGUCUCCUAGCAACAAGCUGCUCUACGCAAAAGAGAUUUCCACCUAUAAGAAGAUGGUUGACGAUUACUACAGAGGCAUCAGGCAGAUGGUUCCGGUCAGCGACCAGGACAUGAACACACACCUGGCCGAGGUGUCCCGGCAACACACAGACAAGCUGAACACCCAGGUGGCCUUGCACCAGCUCUACCAGUACGCCAGCAAGUACUUCGAUCUGAUCAUCCAGUCUCUGGACGAGGACCCGGCCGCCCAGAACAGGCAGCUGACGCUCCGCCUGCAGCAGGUCGCCGCCGCCCUGGAGAACAAAGUCACUGACCUCUGACCUCACUGAGGGGGCGGGGCUUCUUUUUCUAUUGUGAGCGCACAGACUCAUCUGAAUGUCUGGAGAGUAGCUAGCAGAGCCAGAAGAGACGAAUUUCCACUCAGCGCCAAAAAGCAAACAAGCAAAAAGAAAACAUCUUUUUGAAAUUCACCAAAAGUUGAAGAAAAUCCAAGUGAAGUGACAGAAUGUUUUGCUUUUUGGACGUUUUGAUCGGACCUUCAGCUGCUCCAGGAUGGUUUUCCAGCUCUUUUUGUACUGGACGGUACGGAGGGUCCAAAUGUUUGAAACAUCAGCGACUUUCUUUAGUUUUAGUUUUAUGUUUUCUGUUUGUAUCCUGAGUUUCUGCUUCUGGGUCGCCAGAAACCAACAGCUGCAUUUCUUUCACGUUCAGGAAGUUAGUAAAAAAAAAAAUCUUUUAAAGACCAAAGUCCAGAGAAUCUGAAAAGUAAAAUAAGUUGCGUAUUAUAUCAUUUAAAAAUCAUACAACAUAGACAAAUUUAGCUGGUUUAGAGAUAAACUAGAUUCACAUUUGUGAAGAAAAUGUUUAAAAAAUGUUAUACUUCAGUUGUAGUAGCGCUUUUCCACCACUGGGAGUGCUGUUCACAACUUAUUGUUUCCUUCUGAAUAAUUGCACAACCAACUUAAAAAGGUACCGAUUAGUUUGUUUAAUCAGAUGAAUCUUGACUUUCCUAAUCAUUAUCUUCAAUUUAUUUAUUAAUUCAUUCGUUUAUAGUUCAUUUUUAUGGUUCCGCAUAAAAUAAUUUAUAUAUUUUGCGCUAAAAAUCUCAAAUACUGAGAGCUAGUUUGUGGAAAAGUUGGUCGAUUUCAGUCAUUUUCAGUAAAUUCAUAAACAGAAAAUGAAAGAUGACAGUGGUUGGUUUAAGCCCCGCCCCGAAACGCCCAGCCUGCUCUGAUUGGACAGCAGCAGUGGUCUGACCAGGCUCCGCCCACUGGACCCGGCUAUUAUAUUAAUCAUGAAACCUGCUUUCAUUUCAGCUCAAAUUGAGGAGAUAUAAAUGAAAAAAACGCAAAAUUUUGAGUCGAACUUGUCACACACAUCAUGACAUAAACUCAAAAAUGUUUUUUAUAUUAAACAUCGUAUCAAAUCUGUAAACCAUCACAGCUUUUCUCAAACUUUCACUGAAGCCACUUUGGUGCCAAAUGUUCUGAAUCUAGGAUGUGUUUGAGUCUAAUAGGAUUUUCGGUACUUUUACAAUUAAAAAAAUGUGAAACUUUAGCGGCCGUGUCGUUGACGAAACGUCUGGACGAACUCUUGCUUUUGUGUUUUCAUGUUUGAAACAUUUUGCAGCCUCGUGGAUGAACAAUAUGUCCGCCUCUGCCGACGCUUGCUUCUGUCUGCCUUCUCUUUGCCACCAGCGAGUGCCUUAAAGAGUUGAAGUGGAACUGAAAGGAACAAACCGACCAGAACCGGAUCACAGAACUGAAUGUUUCAGCUGUUUGUUUAAGUCAAGUCUUGGCACUAACUGAACAGCAGAGGGCGCUAAACAAGAAAAACAUUGAAACAAAAAGUUUUAUGCUAGCAGUUGUUUUUUCUGACAGAAAUGUUAGGAUUGGAUCAAAAAACCAAUAAAAUUAAAUGUUGGAUGUUUAGAAGAACCACAUAAAUGGAUCCAGAACUACUUCUGUAGAUUCUGAUUUGUGUCCAGAAAAACAAAAUUUGGACAAAACAAGUUAUUGUCUUAUUUCUCAGAAACAUGUUUAUAAUCUGACUGGAGGCCUUUUUUCAGAUUUCUAAACAGCGAUCCCGGUACUUGUCCGACCCGAUCCAUCGGUUUUCACCACUUCCUCUCAGAGGGUUUUUAGUUUCUAGGUGACAGAAAUUGUGAAACUGUCCCUUUAAAUUCUUGUCCUGACCCAAUUAUGAUCAACUCCAGUUUGUUUCAGGCAGAAACAGAAACUCAAAUGUGAACUUUGCUGCCAAAUGUUCUGAUCGUCUGGGUUCUGUCUGUGUUAGAAUAUGUUGAAGAACAUUAAGGCUCACGUGAAUAAGUCCGAAUGUUUCUUCGUCCCGAAGCCUGAUCCAUUAACGGACUUUAAAGCCUACGUUGCCGUUGGUUACGGUUGUGAAGGACAGCAGGAAUGGUUUGGAUGGGCCAAGCUUUAGACUUUGGAAUGGACUCGAAUGGGACUAGAUGUUACCAGAACGGGUCUGAACUGAACUGAAGCCCAAAUCUGUUACUCUUCUGUUCAAGUGGGGAAAAAAAUCCAGAUCUAGGAAGUCCAAAUAUCCAAUAAAAUAUGUUUAUACAAAUGAAA